AUGGCCGUCCCAAACUGCUUCACCGAAGUCCGCAUCCCCGACACGUCUCCGCUCAUCCGCUACAUCGGGAGCUGGAAGGUCUACUAUUCCUCAUCUUCAGAUUCCGUAUGGGAAGCGGGUAUGAUGGGCACUGGCGACUCCGUCCACGCAACCAACCAGGUGGACGACUUGGCCUACUUUGAGUAUCCUGGCAUUUCAUCCGUUAUGGAGGGCCAAGUUCUGGGCGGCGACGGGGUGCGGUACACGCUCAAUGGCGUGCAAAAGCAGGUAGACAUUAGUCGGUCCACAGGCAACGUCUCGACGUGGAGCGCCGCCAGUGGCCAGCAGGAUGUCGGUGUCCACACCGCCAUGAUUGAGGUGACGAAGAGUGACCCAUCGUUCCUCACCGGCGUCAAGUCCGUUUCCUCAGUCGUGGGCAUUAUUGCUGAGACUACCGAUCCCAACCUCCUCUCCUGCCACGAGACGACGUUCGUCGAUGCCUUGCAGUCCAGCCAGCCCCAAGUGCUUCCCAAAGGCCCGUGGCGUCCUCUCAACGAGUUCGGCGGUGUGGGCGGACAGAGGGUGAUAUCAUACAGCUCGAUUGUGGCGGAUUCGACUGCUUCCAUCCAGCUCUUCCCUCCGCGCGGCUCCAACUUCAUCUCACUGAACGGCACCGUCGGCUUUGCAUACGGCACAUACUCCGUCACCGUCGAUCCUCCCCUGCCGUCCAUCUUUGCGCGUGAGCGCAAUGGAUUCAACGCUGGCGCGCAGUGGGCCGCUCCAGGCCAGUUGCUGUACUACACGCCUCUGAAUCCACAGGAACAGUACACCAUCACCGUGACGGGCGACACGGACCCGACCAAAUUCCUCGGCCUCCAUUCGUGGAUGUACUGCGACUAUGCCCUUGCCAAGAAUGGUGGCGGUGGGGGCGGCAGCGGCAGCGGGGGAGGUAAGAGCAAUGUCGGCGCCAUCGCCGGCGGAGUCGUAGGCGGCAUCCUUGGCGCUGCACUCAUCGCCCUUGUCUUCUUCUUGUUCCUGCGCAAGCGCAAGGCUCGCUCUCCGCCCGAGGAAGAGCUGUUCACGGUCGACGAGACGAUUGACGCGACGACGACGCCGUACGAUCCGCCCAUCACGCCUCUCGCGCCGCUCUCGCCUCUCGCACGCACUGAGCCCCCAGCCCCCCGCUCAGAGGAGAUGCGCGAGUCCGUCGUCUCGGGCUCGACGCUUGUGCCCCAGCUUCUUUCGAAGCGCGAGAGCAGCACGACCUCGGUUCCGCGCAACAUCUCGCUUGUCGAGCACCAGGACGCCGGGGCGGUGGAGCCCGCCGCGGUCGAGCACCUCCCGCCGUCGUACAACCCAGAAUGGUUGGCUACCCGGAGUUCGACGUCGCCGAGCGAUGCGGGGCCCUCUAAGCCCACGGCGAUGUCGUCGCCGCCGCCACUGCCCGAUUCCAAGUCGCCGACGGGCACCUAGACUGUACAGAGUGAGAGUGGUCGUUCGUUGGAGGGUAUGAGCAUGCUCGUGGUUCGAUA
This is a messenger RNA of Cutaneotrichosporon oleaginosum, 1511 nucleotides long. RefSeq lists its product as uncharacterized. Lineage: Eukaryota; Fungi; Basidiomycota; Tremellomycetes; Trichosporonales; Trichosporonaceae. The record is from RefSeq and is a predicted model, not a curated record.